Saccharomyces mikatae IFO 1815 is the source of this 429-nucleotide messenger RNA. It is a transcript of the gene TVP15, whose product is annotated as Tvp15p. Lineage: Eukaryota; Fungi; Ascomycota; Saccharomycetes; Saccharomycetales; Saccharomycetaceae. The coding region runs from base 1 to 429 and encodes 142 amino acids. Gene Ontology annotation, biological process: vesicle-mediated transport. The transcript has a single exon. The record is from RefSeq and is a predicted model, not a curated record. Gene Ontology annotation, cellular component: Golgi membrane.
AUGUCAGCUAUUCCUCCGAAAUUUUUCAAGAUUGCAAAUUUAUCAAUCGGUUGUAUUGAUAUCAUUGCUGCUCUUUCGCAAUUAACGUACCUUUUCACCAACUUAAACGUCUUUCUCCUAGCCAUUUAUGGAUUGGUACUCUCCGUACCUAUCGUCUAUUUAGAGUUCAAGAUACCAUCUAACCUUUACAGGUAUGCUUCUUUUUACUUUAGUUUCCUUGGAAGAGGAUUGUCGUAUAUUUUAUUGGGAUUAAUAAUUAGCUUUGGUGGUAUUUACAACAUAUUGGCAGGGAUGCUUACUUUCAUUUUAGGGGUUGCUUUCAUUGUCUUCCAUUUUUCACAAUUCGUGGAAGAACCUGUUAAUUUCAGAGCGCCCGGUUCAUCUUUGUCAAUUGGUGAUGACAUCGAUGAUGACGACGAUAUGAUUUAG